Messenger RNA from Linum tenue, 693 nucleotides. NCBI's taxonomy places the organism in Eukaryota, Viridiplantae, Streptophyta, Magnoliopsida, Malpighiales, Linaceae. The record is from the annotation of a GenBank genome assembly.
GGUUCCCCAUCACAGCGUCCCGUUUCAGCUCCCUCUGGUGGUGAUGAAGCUUUUGCAAUCAGUCGCCCUCGGUUUCAACGUCCCAUGUCUGAAAUUAUAUGUCAUCAUUGUCACACUGCUGGCCAUUAUCAAAAGUUCUGUCGCCAACGCAAUUUCUGCGUAUAUUGCAAGAAGAAGGGACAUAUCAUCACCGAGUGCCGCCUAAUUCAGCCCCGUUCGUCUGGUCUGUCUCGUGCCGCUGCUGCCGCACCAACUGGUGGUGCCUUUGCUGCUCAACCAGUUCCUGUUGCUGAAGCUACUCCGAGUCCGUAUAUGACUGCCGAGGCCGUGGAGCAGCUUGUCCAUUCCGCGCUGCAACGUUCGUUACCCACAGCCAUCACAAGUGCCUUUGCCUCCCUGCAUAACUCUGGACCUGAAAACGGGGAGGCAGAUCGGAAGGGGGAGUAAACUUGGUCGGGUAUUUCAGCUGGAGGCAUUGUCAGGUCAACCUCAAUCUUCGUCGGGCUUUCAUUCCUCUGGGUCGCAGUCCUCUCUUGAGUCUCAAUCUUUGGUUUCGUCUCCUGUUUUUUCUAGUUUGCCGAAUAGUGAGUUUGAAUUAUGGCAUUCGCGUUUAGGUCAUCCCCAUUCGAGUCGGCUUGUAACCAUGUUUAAACAACAGCUUUUUGGAAAUAAAAUGGUCGAUUUUGCCUCCGG